Molecule: messenger RNA, 2362 nt
Organism: Cuscuta epithymum
Lineage: Eukaryota; Viridiplantae; Streptophyta; Magnoliopsida; Solanales; Convolvulaceae
Source: the annotation of a GenBank genome assembly
AUGUCUUUCAUUCUUUGUAGUUUUAAUACUCCGUAAAAAUAAUGUUAGAAAGCUCCAACGAGAGUACAGAUACGUAUAAAUACACGCAUGCCGACUGACACACGCUCUAUCCCUCCUCCAAUGGCUACGUGCCAGCCAUCAGCCCCUCCUCCACUUCCCCCCACUAUCCGCCUGCGCUUAGGGUUUUAGACGAAGACGAUUUCUGAGUCAACUCGGACUUGUACAUUUCUCACUCUCUUCUAGAUAUAUAGCUCAGGCUCAGAGUGUUUUUUCCUUCUUCCACUUCUUCUGUUUGGUCCUUUGGCCGCUGCAUAUACUGUUUAGGGUUGGUGAGUGGGGUCUGUGAUGGCGUCAUCUUCUAAGCAGCAGCCGUCCAUGGUAUGCUUCAAUUCGAACUGCAAAGAGGUUCCGGAGCGGCAGAGGAAAGGCUGGCGCCGCCGCACCGGCGAGUUCGCUGACCUCUGUGAUCGUUGCGCUUCUGCUUAUGAAGAUGGCAAGUUCUGCGAAACGUUUCAUUCAAGUGCUUCUGGUUGGAGGGCUUGUGAAUCUUGUGGGAAGAAAAUACAUUGUGGAUGCAUAGUAUCUUUCCAUACAUUUGUACUAUUGGAUGCAGGAGGAAUUGAAUGCAUCACAUGUGCCAGGAAGAGUUUUAUUUUGACACCAAAUCCUGCAUGGCCACCUCCUUCACAUUUUCCUCCUCUGCAACCUGAAGGAACUAAAGAGUCUAGAAGUUGGACUCCAAUAGCUGGUUCUGGUCCGGUUCCAUGGCACCAAGCCCCGAGUUUGUUCAACGGCAGACUCAUUCAGCCCGAGUUGCAGCCGAAAACGCCAAAUAUUGAUCUGACUGGUAGCACUGACGGAUUUCACUUAACUGAUUAUAGGAGAAAAGAGGAUGCUUCUGGAGUUCCACUAAACAAAAGCCUGAAGAGUUGUGUGCCAGGAAAACCUGAAUAUGAGACUACUGGUUUUGGUUGUGCUGGACAGCCCAACCCUUUUGCAAGUUGCCCUGACCAAACAAGCGUCCUAAAGAAUGAUUUUUGUUCUCCGAACUUUCGGUUCACAAUUGGACCUACAACCAGAAAUGAAGUAAGUGAUCCUAGCAAGAUCUUCACGGCACACACUCAACCAACCACAAUUUCAUCUCCCGUGGGGAGGCAGUCUUGCAGUCAGAACAGCGUGGAUUCUUCUGGAGAGGCUCAAACGUGCAGUGUUAAGAAUCGAGGAGAUGUGGGAGGGAAGCACCAUCUACUUCCUCGGUACUGGCCACGGAUUACUGAUCAGGAACUGCACCAAAUUUCUGGAGACAUGAACUCGGUGAUUACUCCUCUGUUUGAGAAGAUGCUUAGUGCUAGCGAUGCUGGCAAAAUAGGGCGUUUGGUACUACCUAAGAAAUGCGCUGAGGCUUAUUUUCCACCAAUACCCCAUCCAGAGGGAUUACCACUGAAGGUGCAAGACCUAAAAGGGAAUGAGUGGGUAUUUCAAUUUCGGUUUUGGCCCAAUAAUAACAGCAGAAUGUAUGUUUUGGAAGGGGUCACUGCUUGCAUGCAAUCAAUGCAGCUGCAAGCUGGUGAUAUAGUGACAUUCAGCAGGAUAGAGCCAGAAGGAAAGUUAAUUAUGGGGUGCAGAAAAUUAACAUCUACGCCUUUAGUGGACCAGGGUCAUGGAACCUCUAAUACUCUAACUGGAGUGGCUAAUAAUGGCAGCACUGGCACUAAAAGUGUAAAACCUGGGGAAAUCUUGACAACGUGCUCUGUUAAAGGAAAUUUAGCAUCACCUGCUAUUCUGAUUAACAAUCAAGCUUGUAGUUUGGAUUCCAGAAACAAUAACUUUCCUGAAAUUAAUGAGUCAACUUGCAUAAUAGCUACAGAGGUGGUAGAAAACAAGUCUUCUGUUCGCCGUAAGAGAAAGAAUAACACCAUUUCAAAUCCUAAAAGCAAGCAAGUGAGAAUUAACAGUGAGCAGUUAAUAGAACUAAAUCUCACAGUAGUGCAAGCUCAACAAUUAAUGCGGCCAUCUCCAAAUAAUGCCCCAACUGUCAUUGUGAUUGAAGGCUAUGAGUUUGAAGAAUAUGAGCAUGAUGCACCAAUUAUAGGAAGGCCUACUAUUCCCUGCACAGGCAGUAUGGGUGAGAAGUUCCAGUGGGUUCAAUGUGAGGAUUGUUAUAAAUGGCGCAAGAUCUCGGCUGAUGCUCUUCUUCAAGCAAGAUGGACCUGUUCUCAAAAUUUAAGGAAUCCUGACAGAUCUGUGUGCUCUGCAGCGGAGGAGUUAACCAUAGAGUGUUUGGCAGGCUUAAUUCCCUCCACUGUUAAGGCUGCUAAAAAAAGAAAGAAGGCAUCUUCAAGACAGGAUGAUAUUAAGUCAC